AUGCCAGCACUCUCUCGCUGGAAGCACUAUCGAUGGACGCAUGGCAAACACACGCCUGCCAUUUUUGUGGAAGUCCCCUUCGCCUAUUCCAAACGAAAGAUGGCAGGAUACAAAGUGGCAGUGGUAGUGGUCGUCUGGGGCCUCGGGUACGACGGGACCUGCUGGGCGUACACCCGAGGAUACGGAGGGGAACCGUGGAAGAGCUUGUGGAGCAAGGACGUCGGACCCAUGACGGACGCCCGCUGCUUCUACGUCUACGAGAACCAGCGCUGGAAUCCCCUGACCGGCUACAGCGCGCGAGGCCUCCCGACGGACCGGCCUCCGUGGUCCGACGUCACCGGGACCGCGGCCCUCUCCAAGGACUCCGUCAAGAUCCCUUCCUCCAAGUGGCAAUGGGUGUCGGACUGGAGGGUCGAUUACCACACCCCCGGAGGAGUCGACAAGGAGGGCUGGCAGUACGCCCUGGACUUCCCGGCGUCCUACCACGCCGAGAAGGGCCUGACGGACUACGUGCGCCGGAGACGGUGGUACCGCAAGUGCUCCCUUCGGACGUCGGGUCCGUGGAUGCAGUUGGCCGCCACGAAGCUUCUGGAUGUUUCCUUCCAGGUGGAUCACAGCGGGGACGAAGCAGAACCCGUGGCCACGUGGGCAGUCGCCGCUAACGGAGACGUGCUCUUUCGCAAGGGUGUCACCUACUCGUGUCCCCAGGGAACGGAGUGGGAGCACGUGCCCUGUGAUUCUCCCAUCGUGAGCAUCAGCGUCGGAGGGAAAGGACGGGUGUGGGCCGUCGGGAAGGACGGAUCCAGCUUCCUCAGGAAUGGAGUCACUUCCUCCACCCCCAUGGGGAAGCUGUGGUUCAGGCAAGAGGCACCGAGCAAUUCCCCUCUGAUGCAGAUCAGUGCCGGAGGACGUGCCGUUUGGGCCGUCGACCGUUGGAAUAACGUUUUCGUCCGGAAAGACGUGGCAGAAUUGAUGCCCGAGGGCACCUGUUGGCAACUCCUCAACGAGGGAGCUCUCCUUCGUAACGUAUCUGCCGGACCUCGCGACCAGCAUGCUGGGAGGGAUCUAUACGGGCAUCGUCUGCAUGCGGAGACGGCAUCCUCAGGGUCUUCAUCUCCCUGGCACCUGGCAUCUUGGAAUGGGGGGCGGGUGGCAACACGUCUGCAUUCGAGCCCUCCAACUCCAGUGAUGAUCAUGAAUGGAUUCGUGACAGCUGCAAAUCCAUUGGAAAGUGGGCUGCUUAUUUGAGUCACGUCAAAAUGGUAUCCAGGAAAAGAAAUUAAUUGGCUGGUCUGGAAAACCAGAGAAUCUAUUUAAUUCCCUGACAUAUGAGCGCGAUAACCUUCUCAACCAUUGUCUGGCAUGGGGAUAAUCUGUUUUUGGACAUGCUUCUAAUUUGAGCAUUUCCAGCAGUCCAGCAGCAAGCAGCCGCUUGUCAGUUAUUGAUUCUGCAGAAUCUAUUUUUUCGAGCUUUGCUAAAAAUGGCUUACCAUGAAAAGGUAGAAUAUUAGACCAUUCUCCACCAGGGAAUGGGUUAAGGGAAGAUCAAGAGUAUUCUCAUUUCCUAAGAAAACUAGUUCAAUCAUGUGAUCAUAUUAGCAGGCCAUGCUCACAUUAUUUUUUUGUUUUUAUGAUUUAUAUGAAUUUCCUGGUUUUAUUUCUUGUAUUGAAGCAAGUUCUCUUUUAUUUUCAAACGUAUCCUUUUGCUGUAAUAUACUUUUGUACAGGAAAAGUGCAUAUUUUGAUGUUUGCAGUGCUCUACUGCCCUCCAAUUAGUUGCUAAGGAGCUAGUACAUAGGCCUUUUUUUUUCUUAGCUUGCUUUGAGAGCUUCUUCAUCAACCCAUUUGUUAUGCACAUGGUCCCUUUGGGUUCUCCAUUGAUAAUCUGAUUAGAAUUCUCCUAAUGUUUGCUGCCUGUUAGCACUCUUGACCUUAUCUCACUUUAAAUCUAUCACUUGCUGCUUUUUGUCAGUUGGCAACAGCAUGAAGUUGUUUAUUGCAUGAUUGUCUUACUUUUU
This is a messenger RNA of Darwinula stevensoni, 2018 nucleotides long. The record is from the annotation of a GenBank genome assembly. Lineage: Eukaryota; Metazoa; Arthropoda; Ostracoda; Podocopida; Darwinulidae.